This is a messenger RNA of Symbiodinium natans, 1008 nucleotides long. The record is from the annotation of a GenBank genome assembly. Lineage: Eukaryota; Dinophyceae; Suessiales; Symbiodiniaceae.
AUGGAGCAGCCAAUGGAUCGGGCGACAUCCCUCGGCGCAGCGGGCGCUGGACCUCUGGGAAUGCCGGACGUGGAGAAGAUGGAAGCAGAUCAGGUGGAGAAGACUGAAGCAGAUCAGGAGAGUCGGAGGAUUGCAAACUUCGAGGCAGAAGAGGAGAUGAAGUGCAAGGCCGAGGAGGAGCCACAGAAGGCCGAAGAGGAGAAGGAAGAGGAGAUGCAGCGCAAAGUAGAUCGCCGGAAGUGGCGGGAGAUGAGGGAGAAGAUGCCAGCUGAGAAGGUGACUGUCGCAGCCGAGGCCAUGCGAGUGCAGGCCCAGGAGGCGCGCCAUGCAAAAUUCGAACAUCUUCGGCAGAAGGAGGUGGACAAGAUGAAAGCAGAUGAGGAGUGCCGGAAGAUGGAGCAAGCUAUGCGCCAGCAAGCAGAGGUACCCCCAAUCGUCAUGGCCGUGGCCUCGCCCUCCAGAAGAAGCUCUGCACUGUGCUCUACACACAGGAGGCAGCAAGCGAUGACGGAGGACGACAGCGCAUCGGCGACUUGCACGUAUGUUGAAGGAGCUGUUGGAAGCAGCUGUGCUGUGGUGGCGCGACAGCGAGAGCGCCAGCUGAUGGAAGCAAGGAUCAGGGUGCUGGAAGCGGAAGCGGCCAGAAGGCAGAAGGAAGUCUCUCACCUGGUCCAGGCACUGAUGUGCAGGAACAGACAGGUGGAUGGUUCCAUCGAUGUUGACUGGGGUGGCAAGAGCACCCCUCGAGUAAGCAAUGCAAGGAGGCUCCCGUGCAGCUCCGUGCAGGCAGAUGCGAGGAGUCAGUGGCGGCAGAGUGACGCGCAUUGCUGGAAGCAGCAGCGUGAGCUUCUCCUGGAGGACAUCUAUCGCUUCGGCCAGCCGAUGCAGGCCACACCUGGCAAGACACGUGCAAGGAGGGCCAGCAGCACCGAUUCUUUCCUCCCGGGAGACCGACAUCACCGAACGGGCCGAAAGGUACAAGCAUCCAUCUUGAAAGCCCGGCUUUGA